ACAGCCAAUCAAGGCCAACCCAUCUCCAAUAGACAACAGUCCAAAGAACUGCAAAAGGAGGAGGUUUCUGCCACAGUGCUCCUCUCUCUUCUCGCACCACACACUUACUGCAACAUGGUCACUCUGGUUAGUGAUGUCCAUUGAGCUUCAAGGAGAAGAGUGGAAAAAGACACUGAAAGGCAGUUCUCAUGACUUGAGAAAUAACCGUAGAAAGACUGAUGGGGCACCAGAGAAGAAGAAAAGAGUUUAACUUUGGGAUACAAGUUCCUUCAACACAACCUGAGGAGGAUAAAAUGAUCUGAGAGUGUGUGGAAAGUCGCAUUUAACCCUGUUUAAGUCGACAGUAGAAAAGACGUUAUGUUGUGUGCACAGGGAAUUGGUGCCUUGGCUCUUUUACACUGUGCAAUAACAGUGACUGCAUUGAUAGACUCUGAUGAUGUCAUCACACGAGACGAGCAGAUCUACGUUCUGAUUGGUGCUCAUGCCAGGUGUGAGAGGGAAAUCCAGGCACAAAUGGCCCUGGUUAAAGACGGUGACUGCAUCCCAGAGUGGGACGGGAUCAUCUGCUGGCCACAGAGCAGAGCGGGUCAGCUGAUCUCAGUGCUGUGUCCAGAGUACAUCUACGACUUCAACCACCGAGGGCGAGCCUACCGCCAGUGUGAUGCAUCAGGAAACUGGGAGCAGGUGUCCAGUAUCAACCGCACUUGGGCUAAUUACACAGAGUGCACCACAUAUUUGACCUCCAACCACAGGAGCCAGGAGGAGAAGGUGUUUGAGAGACUCCAUCUCAUGUACACUGUCGGCUAUUCCAUUUCUCUCGCGUCGCUGUUGGUGGCAGUCUCCAUACUCUGCUAUUUCAAGCGCCUCCACUGCACACGCAAUUACAUUCACAUUCACCUCUUCACCUCCUUCAUAUGCCGAGCAGUCAGCAUUUUCGUGAAGGACGCUGUGCUCUACUCCAUAUCUGAUGACAGUAAGGUUGAGCCUGAGUUCACUGACCAGAAGCCCCAUAUGGCCGGUUGUAAAGUUGCUGUCACUCUCUUCUUGUACUUCCUGGCGACCAAUCACUACUGGAUCCUGGUCGAGGGGUUGUACCUACAUAGCCUCAUCUUCAUGGCUUUCCUCUCUGACAAGAACUACCUGUGGGCCCUCACCAUCAUCGGGUGGGGCGUUCCGGCUGUGUUUGUGUCCAUUUGGGUCAGUGCACGAGCAUCACUGGCAGACACCCAAUGUUGGGACAUCAGUGCCGGAAACCUGAAGUGGAUCUAUCAAGUUCCCAUUCUGGCGGCCAUUGUUGUCAAUUUCCUCCUAUUCGUCAACAUAAUCCGAGUAUUGGCCUCCAAACUGUGGGAAACCAACACUGGUAAAUUGGAUCCUCGCCAGCAGUACCGGAAGCUGCUCAAGUCUACAUUGGUCCUCAUGCCUUUGUUUGGAGUUCACUACAUGGUGUUCAUGGCUCUCCCCUACACUGAGGUCACCGGGCUGCUGUGGCAGGUGCAAAUGCAUUACGAGAUGUUCUUCAACUCUUCCCAGGGCUUCUUUGUUGCAUUUAUCUACUGUUUCUGCAAUGGGGAGGUGCAGGCGGAGGUAAAGAAGGCGUGGUUGAGACGCAGCCUCGCUCUGGACCUCAAACAGAAAGCCAGGAUGACCAGCAGCGGCGGUGGAGGCAGCUGCUACUACGGCGGCAUGAUGUCACACACCACCACGCACAGUGUCAGCUUGUCUGCUGCGCAUCCCAGGGCGCUUUCCUUCACUGGGGGUGUGGUGGGAUCAGCUGGAGCUGCCGGUGGCGGCUCAGGGGUCAGGCCGCCACGCCACACCUCGCUCCACCCACAAAGCAACCUGCCCGGAUAUGUGCCUGGUGAUACUGAGACCUCAGGAGUGUUCGCCAGACAUGUCAGGACCAGUAAGGCAAAUCAUGACUCCAAAGGUCAUGGAGCGCCUUCAACCCCUGGAGCAGAAGAUCCAGACAGCUCCUUAUCUCUGAAAGAGCUGGAGACCAUCUUGUGAUUGUCUUGGUAUUGUAUGUAGGUCAGACGUGGUGUGAGUCAGACUGGUCAUACAAAAUCCUUCAUGUUGAUUUGCAUUUGCAAACACAGAGCUGGUGCUCUACCAAAGCGGAAAUCUCAAGGAUUUACUUGCACUGAGCUGUUUUUGUUGAGCUCAAGAAUGAACUUUCGAUCUCAGCUUCAACGAGAAUGAACUGAAAGUGAAGAAAUUUGAACAUUUACAACCCCAUGACAGCUGCUGAGGAAGAUUGUGUCAUAUGAUCGAAAGAUGCAGACCUUGUGGUUUUCGGUGGAUUUCGGCAGGAGUAGAAACAAAUUUCAAAUUAGCAAAAUGACACCAAAGGCCCAAAAAACGAUUGCGUUAUAUAACGUGGUCUGUGAUGCUUUAUGUUUUACUAUAACCUCAAUUUUCUCAUGAAUAUCAUAUGAGUCUAUUUAAUUUCUCAGUGUAAAUGAAUUGUACAUUAUGUUUUAUGUUUUCAAUUGACGUAAAAGAAAUGUGAAAUAAAUAAAUGAAACUGAAUAAUCUGUGACGAUGUGAUGCUGCAGACAAUUCAGGAAAGUCAAAGGACAGACCUGGAUGUUCAGCCGGUGAGAUCUUUUUGGUGAUUUUUCUCCCUCUUCACAUCUUUCCUGUGUUGGAUUUUCCAGGCAAGACUGGCUGACCUAGUUCAAACUGCACUUAUAUGUGUGCGUGUGUGUAUAUGUGUGUGCGUGUGUAUGUGUGUAUGUGUGUGAGUGAGUGUGGCUGUGUGUGUGUGAGCAGCCACUGUCUCUGAAUCUGCUGUAGUGAUCCUCCCUUUUCCAAAUAUUGACCUUUAGGUACCAGCCACACAUCUAUGAUGGAGGAAACAUUAUGAAUAUCAUUCCAGUAGUUAGCCUGACAUGCUAACUGUCCCAAUUUGAUUAUUUUUAACAUUUAGUCAGGCCCGGACAGGUAGCGACUCCCUCUGCACCUUUGCUGUUUUGUCCACUGCUGUCUACUCAGCCCCGUCAGACGGGACCCUGAGGGCUAAUACACAAACCUUUUGCCCCUCGCAGGCCAAACCCAAAAUCCUUUUACCGUCUAACCUCUGCCCUGAAUGCCUUCACAACACCGUCCAGAAUUUCACACACUCCCCUCGGGCCUCGGGCCUCGGAGCAAGAAGCACCUGAGCUGUUUGUAGACCUUGAGCGUGAGUGACAAACCUGCAGCACAAGCCAGCAGUAUUCACAGGAUCAACAGGCAGGAAAGUGUGCUUGUAAAUAUUUUAGGACUGUUUAGGUGUCCAGAUUGCUGUUCUGUGUUUAUAUGAUAUGUACAGUGUAAGAUAGCUAUGAUAAUUUAAUAUAUGUUUUGGGAGUUAUGCCUUGAGAAUUUAA
This is a messenger RNA of Seriola aureovittata, 3371 nucleotides long. It is a transcript of the gene pth3r, whose product is annotated as parathyroid hormone 3 receptor. Bases 358 to 2010 code for a protein of 550 amino acids. Lineage: Eukaryota; Metazoa; Chordata; Actinopteri; Carangiformes; Carangidae. The transcript is spliced from 13 exons. The record is from RefSeq and is a predicted model, not a curated record. Gene Ontology annotation, molecular function: parathyroid hormone receptor activity; peptide hormone binding; G protein-coupled peptide receptor activity. Gene Ontology annotation, cellular component: plasma membrane. Gene Ontology annotation, biological process: adenylate cyclase-modulating G protein-coupled receptor signaling pathway; cell surface receptor signaling pathway.